GAGGCACAUAUAUAUACAUAUAUAUACAGAUGCACAAGUCUCUACUCAUCAGCCCCCACAGCUCCUAUAACAUAGGAAUCUAUUUACUGCCGGUAUCACGUGUGAGACAAAGAACCAACUGAAAUGUUAAUUCAUCUGAUAUAAAGGGAUUCCCAGCCAAACAAACAUGAGAUGUGACUUUGUAGAAGUUUAAGUCACACGUGACAUGGAACUGGCAGUGUAAGGGUUAAUAUAUUCAGGAGAAAGUUUCUCUGGUCACUGAUUGGACGUCCCACGUGUGUAUUAGUUUAACCCCUGGAGCUGCUCUGGCUCAUGUUUCAGUGCAGCAGUUUGUGCCAGUCACAGCCCACCCCAGCACCAUAUAUGGACUUUAACUCACUCACAACAGAAAACUCAAUAUCCCAGAGCUGUUUCUGAUCAGCGUUGGAUCUACUGGUCUGAUGUUGUGUUAAAUCUUUGCUCUAGAAGAGACCAACUGCACAGGAAUCAAGUGGAUUUCUUUAUUUCAGCAAAUCCUUUGUCAGUGUCUCCUGCAGAAACGAGGGGCUCCAUCAGGAAUGGCAUCUACUGACCUGAGAGAAGAGUUGAACUGCUCCAUCUGCCUGAGUAUUUAUACUCAUCCCGUAACCCUGCCGUGUGGCCACAACUUCUGCCAGAGUUGCAUUGAGAAGGUGCUGGACACACAAAGAAGAUCACGGGGUUAUACCUGCCCCGACUGCAGAGCAAAGUUUCACAAGCGCCCUGCCCUGCAGAGGAACAGAACUCUGGGGAACAUAGCAGAGCGCUUCCUUCCUGGUCACCCAGAGCCGGGGGAGACUGGGAUCUUCUGCACCUACUGUGUCCUCUCUCCUGUACCUGCUGUUAAAUCCUGUCUCCUGUGUGAGGCUUCCCUGUGUGAUACCCACUUAAAGGUUCACAACAAUUCAGCAGAACAUGUACUGACUGAACCCACCACUUCGUUUUUGGAGAGAAAGUGUUCUAUGCACAGACGGAUCCUGGAGUAUUACUGCUGUAAGGAUGGGGCCCCUAUCUGUGCGUCCUGCUGCCUGGCCGGAAAACACAGGGGCCACAAGGUGGAGCUGCUGGAUGAGGCCUUCGAGAAGAAAAAGGAGAAACUGAGGAAUGUUCUGGAGAAACUGAGCCCAGAGAGAGAGAAGGUGAAGAGAGGAGCCCAGAGACUGCAGGAGCGCAGGAGAGAAGUAGAAGAAAAAGCAGCCGGUGAGACAAAGAGAGUCACUGACCUGUUUAGGGGCAUCAGGGAACAACUGGAAGCCCUAGAGAAGCAAGUCCUGGAUGAGAUCUCCAGGCAGACAAGGAAGAUAUCCCUCCAACUGUGUGACCUACUCCAACAGAUGGAGACAAAGAAGAAAGAACUGACCAGUAAGAUCCGUCACAUUGAGGUGCUGUGUAACUUAGCAGAUCCACUCACUGUCCUACAGGAUCAGGAAUCACAUGGAGCUGACUGUUGUGGGGCUGAGGAGGGAGAGAAGAAGCACAGAAAAACAGAUCAUAUAAAUGUCCCUGAUGUCUGCGAUUUGGACAAGUUACUGAUCUCAGAGACAUUACUCAAAGGUUUAGCUGGGAUUGUGACCAGGGCCUCGUAUGGGCAGGAGGCUACAGACAUGUUACUGGAUAUAAACACAGCGGCCAAUGAUCUGUCUGUGUCCGACAACAGGAAAAUGGCCUCUGGCACAGAAACGGAUCAGGGUCGCCCACAAACACCGGAGAGAUUUGAGUUUGGGCAGACGUUGAGCACCAAGAGUUUCUCCUCGGGGCGACAUUACUGGGAUAUGGAAGUCAGUGAAUCGGGGCUCUGGGGGGUAGGGGUGGCCUAUCCCAGUAUAGAGAGGACAGGGCCUCAAUAUAAUAUUGGAAAUAAUAACAAGUCCUGGGCUUUAUAUUUAUCUCAUGAUAAUUAUUCAGUUAAACAUGAUGAUGUAGAUACCCCUUUACCCCACGUCCCUUCCUGCAGGAGAAUCAGGAUCUCAUUGGACUAUGAGGCUGGAUUUUUGUCCUUUUAUGAGCUGAGUGAUCCAAUCAGACACUUACACACCUUCACUGCCUCCUUCACUGAGCCCCUUCAUGCUGCAUUCUAUGUAUGGUGGGAUUAUGAUUGGGUGAGAAUCAUUAGCUGAUCACUGCUCAGUACAGGGUAUUAAUAAUUAUACAAGAAUAUUAUAUAUAUAUAUACAUGCCCUCACUCUGGCACCAGCAACUUGGCUCUAUAACAUAGAAGAGCUAUAUAUGAUAACUAUAUGAUCUCUCAGAGUUAUGUCCUGCUGGGAGUUACAGUAGCCUUACAAUAGGAGUGCUGCAGUGUCUGUAUGAUCAGCAUAAUGUCCUGCUGGGAGUUACAGUAGGAGUGUAGAGUAACUGUAUGGUUAGAAUGUUGUUCUGCUGGGAGUUACAGUAGCCUUACAAUAGGAGUGCUGGAGUCAACUUUGUAUAUUAAUUUCCUAAUUCUGUAUUGUAAGACUUUAUUAUGAGAUGGAAGAUUGGUGCACACCUGAUCCUUUGUAGGAGGCAUUCAAUGAUACUGGUACUGUGAUGGUGCUGGUAUUCUGAUGGUACUGGUAUUCUGAUGGUACUGGUACUGUGAUGGUACUGGUAUUCUGAUGGUACUGGUAUUCUGAUGGUACUGGUAUUCUGAUGGUACUGGUAUUCUGAUGGUACUGGUAUUCUGAUGGUACUGGUAUUCUGAUGGUACUGGUAUUCUGAUGGUACUGGUACUGUGACAGUACUGGUUUUCUGAUGGUACUGGUACUGUGAUGGUACUGGUAUUCUGAUGGUACUGGUAUUCUGAUGGUACUGGUAUUCUGAUGGUACUGGUACUGUGAUGGUACUGUAUUAUGAUGGUACUGGAAAGUUUUAUUAGGAAGGAAUGAUGGAUUUAUAUAGGAAUGUAUUAGGUGGUGAUAAUAUAUUUUUAUAUGAGCACAUUUAUAUGAGAACAGCCUAUUCCAAUGAGGGACAAAUGGUUAUGUGUCA
Xenopus laevis (African clawed frog) is the source of this 2988-nucleotide messenger RNA. Its product is annotated as E3 ubiquitin/ISG15 ligase TRIM25. Bases 558 to 2135 code for a protein of 525 amino acids. The record is from RefSeq and is a predicted model, not a curated record. Lineage: Eukaryota; Metazoa; Chordata; Amphibia; Anura; Pipidae. The transcript is spliced from 2 exons.